Messenger RNA from Ananas comosus (pineapple), 948 nucleotides. Its product is annotated as protein UNUSUAL FLORAL ORGANS. Lineage: Eukaryota; Viridiplantae; Streptophyta; Magnoliopsida; Poales; Bromeliaceae. The transcript is spliced from 2 exons. The annotation marks the transcript as partial. The record is from RefSeq and is a predicted model, not a curated record.
AUUCCCUUGUCCUCCCUCGUCCCGCAAUCCUUCUCCCCCGCCGCCGCCUCCGGAGGCCUCCUCUGCUUCCUGUCCGACUGCUCCGGCCCCAAGACCCUCCUCCUCGUGAACCCGAUAUCGAAGAUCGCCGCCUGCCUCCCGCCGACGCCGACGCCCCGGCUCUUCCCUGCCGCCGCCUUGUCCGUCGGCCCCUCCUCCAUCACCGCCGUCGUCGCCGGCGACGAUCUCAUCUCCCCCUUCGCCGUCAAGAACCUCACCUCCGAGACGUUCCUCGCCGACGCCGCCACCGGCUUCUACUCCCCCUGGACCGGCCCCCCCAGCCCGCUCCCGCGCCUCUGCAACAUCGACCCCAGUCGCAUGGCCUUCGCCGCCAACAGGUUCUACUGCAUGAGCUCGUCGCCGUUCGCGGUGUUAGUGUACGACGUGGCGGCGAACGCGUGGUCGAAGCUGCAGCCGCCGAUGCGGCGGUUCCUGCGAUCCCCGAGCAUCGUGGAGCUCGACGACGCGCGCGAGGGCGGCGGCGGCGACGGCGGCGGAAAGAUUGCGCUGGUGGCGGCGGUGGAGAAGAGCAGGCUGAGCGUGCCGCGCAGCGUGCGCGUGUGGGCGCUGCAGGCCUGCGGGCGCGCGUGGGCCGAGGCCGACCGCAUGCCGGCCGACGUCCACGCCCGCUUCUGCGCCGCCGAGGCCGGGCGCGGUUUCGAGUGCGUCGCAAAUGGCGGCGUCAUCGCAUUCACGAUAAAGGCGGCGGCUGCGGCGGCAGCGGCCGAGGUGCUGCUGUUCGAUUCGAUUCGUAAAGAGUGGCAGUGGGCCCCGCCGUGCCCAUUCGUCGCGCCAUACGGCGGCAGCAGAGCGCUGAGGGGGUUCGCUUACGAGCCCCGCCUCGCCACGCCGGCCAUCGGCCUCCUCGACUCCUCUCUUUCUCUCUCUUUCCAGGGCUUUUCCGGCUAG